CACACUCACACUCCUUCUUUUAAUUAAUUUACCUUUCCACCUGGACAGCUCUCGGUUCACUAUACUCAAAAUGAAGUCCUUUACUAUCUUGACUGCUCUCCUCUCUCUUGCGGUAGCCGCUCCCACAGAUUCUUCCUUGGUUCUUCGUGGAGACAAAGCUUGCCCUGCUAUCCAGCGCAUCGCUCCCACUGGCCAACUUCCUCCUAAGGCACUUAGCCCGACCUUCCUCCAAGUAGUCUCCAAGAAAAACCCCAACAAAGCCGUUCCGGCCGGACAAAAGGCCGAGGUCACCCCUGGUGACAAGUGCACUCUGACUAGGUUUGACAUUCCCGCCUGGGCCAAGAACAACACAUGCAGCCUUGUUCUCAUGCUCGGCGGAUGCGGCUCCAAGCAAUCGGAGAAAGGGCCCGGCAACAUCAUCUUCCAAGGCAACACCGGUGUUUCUUUCCCUAUCCCUGGCCAAACCACCUUCAACAACCAGCCGGUACUAGCUCCUCCCUUUAAGGAUGCUCCUCAGAUCAAACUCGGCAAUGCCUACCGUCUUGGUGGUGGCCCAUGCGACUACAAAGAGGGCCAGGCUUUUGCUAGCGUUGGUGGAAGCAUUUGCAGUGACGACACGACCUUGAAGUUUACUCAGGAUAACGGAGGCAAUGGAGAGUGCCCUGUUGGGUUUCACAUUAUUAUCUCUUGAACAUGUUUCCUAAUGUUUAAAGUUAUCAGCAGGGAGAGAAGAGUGUCAAUCAGGUUAGCAGUUGUACUGCCGCUUUUAGGGUGUUUACAUAGGUAGCCAUGUAAGAGUUAAAUUUUGACCUCCUGGCUUCGCUUUGUUUAUUGCCGCCUUCAGCGCACUCUUCUUAUAACUAUUUUACAAGGCUUGUGUGAGCCUUUUUCGUUAAGAACAAUUCCUCGUACCUCGAGAGGUCUCUGAGAAAGAAGAUUCGAAGAAGGAAAAGCCCUGUUUUCGGAUAGGGAUCUUCGAGAGUUUGUAGUAUCUUCAUCACACGGUGUUCUUCGAUCGCCUCUUACGUAUAGAGUUUAAUACCAUGCGCUGCA
Messenger RNA from Bipolaris sorokiniana ND90Pr, 1053 nucleotides. RefSeq lists its product as uncharacterized. The transcript has a single exon. Lineage: Eukaryota; Fungi; Ascomycota; Dothideomycetes; Pleosporales; Pleosporaceae. The record is from RefSeq and is a predicted model, not a curated record. Bases 71 to 691 code for a protein of 206 amino acids.